Molecule: messenger RNA, 3401 nt
Organism: Varroa destructor (honeybee mite)
Lineage: Eukaryota; Metazoa; Arthropoda; Arachnida; Mesostigmata; Varroidae
Source: RefSeq, a predicted model, not a curated record
GAAAUGCCAGUUUCGCGCUGGCUGCUAGCUCUCUGCUUGAAAAUGUCAAAGUUAACUGUGGCACGUCAAUCGAUAAAGACCGUGCGAGCAAGACCAGAUAGCCUUUAUUUUACACAGAAAAGAGUGAAAAUCAGCAUCGAGAAAUAGCACAAAUAGCUAUGAGCUGUGCAAAAUUGAACAUCUUUACGUAUCGGUGUAUUGUCCAUGUAUGCCACGAUCAAAUGUCCCUAUGUCAACAAGUUACGACUCAGCGACUGUGCAAUGCCAUACGAUUGCUUGUUUAGUGCGACCGAAGAAACCAGUUUUGACGUACGUCUGCUACUGGUGUCUAUAUAUGAACACCUUAGAAAUGAGCGACGGCUAUAAAUGGUUUAGUAAUAGAUCCUUGCACCCUUUUGUUGCGUUUUGGGCACUUGCCGACAAGAGCUAUUCUAUCGUUCAGUAAUAACGAGUAGUCUCUUACGCGGCAUACGACAUCUUGUAUCGACUAAAUCGCUGUAACCCUCCCGGAACUUACGACCUUGUCCCAAAAAGAUUGUUCGGCAUACGUUAGGAUUAAACCCUAUUCGCCUAUAGGGAUGAGGGUUCUAUAACAAACGGUAAAUUGCUAGUUAGCGGCUCACAAUGUGUAUUCGAUAGCCCAAUGGAAUAUGGAAACGUAAAAUGGAAAACGGUAAACAAAUCAGUUCCUUUAACUGAUUUGCCAUGUUCGCAAAGACUAUCGCCAAACAGUGGCAGCAGCUCGUCAAGACGAUUUCCCUAUGGAGCAGAGUUGAUCAGCCUUGGUAAACCACAUACAUCGGGCCGUGCUGCACGAUCGAACACGUUCGCCUGAGAUUGCGUACAAACGCUUAGUCUUCGCACGUCCGUCUAAGCAGUGCCCAUCGGCACAUGAUACCACUACCCGUUUAACUUACCACUACAUAGGGCGCAAGUUGUUAAUUCGAUCAGUCACAUAUAGUGAAGCCAUCCAUGGCUAUCGUGCUAGUUCAGAUGUUGCCCACUGGGUAACGUACUCGUAUCGACGGAGCUCAGCUGAGAGUUACCCAAACCGUUAGGUCUAUGCUGCUCGUUCUACUGUCGCCAGCCAUAACGGAAUUCCCUUAUGACAACAUUUAUCCGAUGAUUCGUGAACUUUUGACAACGAAAUGUGUAAAGAGCAGCGCUGUGUCUCUACGUGCUGUCGGCAAUCCAUGUGAUUGGUGUCAUGUAUGAAAGUUUUGAAGCAGCAGGUGACGGCCUGUCUGACGUUUGACGACAGGAGGCGUAAGACGUAGGAUGCGGCCAGGCGUCACCACUUUGACCUACUUCCUGUUGCGUUGGUGUAAAAGCUGUUGAAUGUCUUGAUAUACUGAGAAAGGGGCAUGAGUCACACGAUGAGCUUAUCCUGAUCGUGUAAAGUAAAAAAAAAGCACUGCUAAAAUGCCUAAAUUAAAUUGUUCCAAAACAGGUGACGCUGAAACGCCAUCUUUUAAUAGCAGCGACAGCGCUACUCAUCAGGGUUGCGAAAAUACUCUUCAAAGAGAGUUUCGUUUUCCUUCACCAGGUGGAGCUGCUCGUCAACUCACAAAAAUAAGGGAACACUUUUGUGAUCGCAGUAUUCUGCCGCCGGACGGAAAAUUUGUGAGUAAUCCGAUUCAAACGGUGGCCCUCGCGGCACCAAGAGCUCAGUCUUCGCCAUCGAUUCAGCGAAUGUCCGAAUUUUACCCGCAUAAUGUUUUUUUGGUCGAAUUUGAUGGAGCGCAAAAAUCGAAACGAGUUUUAGCCAUUCAGAGCGGGUCAAUCACGUCGACGUUUUACGAGAACAGUGCCACCCAAUCGACUGCUAUCGUUAAUCACCUACAGGCUGUGCAGGCAGAACAGUUUGAAUUGUUACAUCCACAGCAACGUCACUUCAAUCCUAAACGGAAGGAUCAAGGCCAAUGCUGCGAAUUCGAAAUAAACAUAAACAUUAAUCAUAAGAGCGUUAUUCCCGGCCAGAAUCAGUUAGGAGGCCUAGCGUCAGCACACCAUAGCAGCCAGUGCGUUCAACUCAAGCGGAACAGCAAAAUCACCAACAAUAUCCUUGAAGUCAAUAAUAUUUUUAAGAAAAUUUUCGCAUCCGCGGACAUUGUCCCGUCACAUACUCCCGUACCAAGCGUCUCUGAAACUUCUGUUUCGACCGAAACUCCAGCACAGCUUUUCAGCAUUUAUAAUUCGUCUACAGUACAGCUGAAACGCGCAAUUAACUCAAACUUUGAGAGCGUUAUAGCAUCGCGCUCCAAGAAACGGAAACCUGAAAAAUUUCAGGGACCUGCCAAACCAUCAACAUCAUUUUGCGACAUGCAGAACACCCCUCGGCAUGUUCUAUUGGACAAAUCGAUAACGCAAAUAGAUAGCGUUAAUCUUGAUCCGUUGGUGUUUAUGAGCUCGUGUAUCGAUGUCAUAGAUUUUCCACUUGAAGGUGAAUUUAACGGCUACAUUUUAAAGCAGGUAUCCGGUUCCUCGCUGAAACAGUUUUUCAUAAACAAUCUAUUGUCAGUACUGCUAAAAUUUACGAGUAUUGAUUACGCGAGCGCUAUCGAACAGUUCAUCUCAUCUACUACCGAGUGGAGAUUUAGACUCGGAGGCUUCUACGUACUUGGACUUGAGCGAUGUCGUGUCCAACAGGUUAAUAUGGCUUUAUUGGGAUCAGUAAAAAUCAUGGACCCUGUAACACAAUUAGAAAAAGAGGGAUAUGAUAUCUGCUGUCCAUUUUGUCUUAUCUGGAACAUAGAAAACGAUAUUAAGCCUAUCUUUGAUCUGAUGUUUUAUCGUGAGCUGAUGGAAACUCAUUGUCGUUUAAACCAUAGCGAAAUUUACUUGAGGUUUGGUAUAGCUACGAAUAUCCCUACACAAUUCGUAAUAGCAGAACAGCUGCGGGUUUUACGAGAGUUCAAAGAGGUAAAAAAAAUUAUGAAGGAAAGUAGACAAUUAAGAUAGUACCACAGAUGGUUAUCGCUAGCUAACACACGUAUAAUAUGAACGUAUUGAAUCUUAUCAGGAAAAAUAUCACCAUGAAGGUUUUCAGUUCAACCGUUAAUAAUAAACGAAGUAAUAGUCGUUUAACCAUAGGGAGCAGAGGGUGUAUACCAAGCUCUCGUUGUAUUGACGAUCAUCUACAUUGUUAUAAUCAUGUUUUACAUUAUCCAGAGCGGCACGUGGCCAAGUUUUGCGCGAGCUGAUUUUUGCAUGAAUAGUAUACAGUUCUGUACGGUUACAUUUGUUUUUGUAUAUAAGUACGUGUCCAAUGCGAACCAUUCGAGGCGUUCAUCGUAUAUCCUGUAAAAUUAUUGCGUUUGUUGGCCUUUCGAAAUUAACGCGGAUUCAAACGACUAGCAAGGUAAUGUUGUGAAAUGAAUAUUGGGAUAGGAAGCGGAACA